AGUAACAAGUUUUAAUCUGAUGUGGCACAGAAGAGACCUCAAUGCAGAUCCCUAUAUUCACUGUGGACACGUUCACAAGCAAAGCUUUCUGUGGAAAUCCCGCUGCUGUCUGCCUGCUGGAUAACCCUGUGUCUGAGGAAUGGCAUCAGAACAUUGCCACAGAGAUGAACUUGUCAGAAACAGCUUUCAUCAGGACGCUCAAGCUAGAGGACACCUUCGGCAACAGUUCCCGGUUUAGCCUGAGGUGGUUCACACCGACAAACGAGGUUCCCCUGUGUGGACACGCUACCUUAGCUGCUGCCAAGGUGCUUUUCCAAAUAAAAAAGAAUUCAAAUGCUGUUCUUACCUUUGAAACAUUAAGUGGGGAGUUACAUGCCAGACAGGCAGGCAGUGAUAUAGUGCUGGACUUCCCACUCAACCGUACCACUGUGCAGGAUGAAAAAGAAAUAAAAGAGUUAAUAAAGGGAGCAGUGGGUGACCUCAACAUACAAGACAUUCACUACUCAUCUAAGACAAAGAAACUUCUCGUUCGUCUUAACGACGCCUAUGAAAGGACUGUGCUAGAAACACUUCAAGUGGAUCCCAACCGUCUGCUUCAGGCAGAGAAUAGUGGUAUGGUGAAGGGCCUUAUUCUAACACUUAAAGGAACACCGAACAUUAGUACAAGAGGCUAUGACCUUUACUCAAGAUAUUUUUCUCCAUGGAAUGGAAUUCCUGAGGAUCCCGUGACAGGCUCCGCGCACACAGUUCUGGCCAGCUACUGGACGGAACAACUUGGCAAGAGAGAGAUGUUAGCUUAUCAAUGCUCCAAACGAGGAGGCAGUCUGAAGAUCUCGGUGAAAGAGGGUGGACGAGUGGAUAUAGCUGGCACUGCACUGAUUGUUCUCCAUGGAAGCCUCAUCUUGUCAGAGUCUUAAUUGACCAUUUUGAACGUGCUGAUGCAUGUGCCUGGAUAAUCUGCAAGCAGUCGUGUCCUACACAUGGUAUAAAUACCACUCGGGUUGUUAAUCUUUUCAGGGGAAAUUAUAGGGGGAACAUUCUGCAUUAGUCACAGUGAAAAUCUCAGGUGCUGGAAAUCAUCUUAAAAAAACAUUUUGCAGCUACCAAACAUUUACACAUUUGCUGUGUUUGCUUAGGAAGGUCUGUGCUGUUAACUGACAGCCAAGAAAGUAGUUGGAACUACAAUUAGACUUUGUAAUCCUUGGGUUAGGAAGCAGGAAAAAUCAGCCAGAUUUCUCUGCUCCCGAUUGCUAUCCAAACACUAGACUGUUGAAAGGUGUGUGCAUGUGUAUGGCAGAUAAGAUUGGGCUUGGCUGUGAUGCCCCCUGUUGGUCAAAUGGACUAACAGUCACCAUCAAAGGUCACACACUGAUAAUACCUGCUGAAGUUUUCAAUAGAAGAAAAAAAGAAUUA
This is a messenger RNA of Callorhinchus milii (elephant shark), 1413 nucleotides long. RefSeq names its product phenazine biosynthesis-like domain-containing protein 1. Lineage: Eukaryota; Metazoa; Chordata; Chondrichthyes; Chimaeriformes; Callorhinchidae. Bases 42 to 917 code for a protein of 291 amino acids. The record is from RefSeq and is a predicted model, not a curated record. Gene Ontology annotation, cellular component: cytoplasm. Gene Ontology annotation, biological process: biosynthetic process. The transcript has 9 exons. Gene Ontology annotation, molecular function: isomerase activity.